This is a messenger RNA of Mucor mucedo, 1240 nucleotides long. Its product is annotated as SGNH hydrolase-type esterase domain-containing protein. Gene Ontology annotation, biological process: phospholipid metabolic process. The record is from RefSeq and is a predicted model, not a curated record. Bases 37 to 1152 code for a protein of 371 amino acids. NCBI's taxonomy places the organism in Eukaryota, Fungi, Mucoromycota, Mucoromycetes, Mucorales, Mucoraceae. The transcript has 7 exons. Gene Ontology annotation, molecular function: glycerophospholipase activity.
AUUUUUUUAUUUAUUUCGUUACUUUGUUUGCCCCAAAUGCCUACUCGUUCUUCCUUGUAUUUAAUUAUUUUGACGUCCCUUACAGCUCUUACGGCUGCAAAAAAUGUUACACAUAUCACGGAAUGUCCUUCCCUUACCCCUCGCUGUAAACCUACCAAUGUCAAUGAUCUCCGUGCUGAUGAUAUUAAGGUGAUCGGAGCCCUUGGUGACAGCAUCACUACUGGUUUUGGAAUUAUGGGGUUCGAUUUAUCCAUUCCUCAACUUGCUGCAAUGGAAAAUGCAAAAAAUGAAUAUAGAGGUCUAAGUUACGGUAUCGGUGGUGAUAAGAACGCCUUUACUAUUCCCAAUUAUAUUGAGCAUUAUCAGCCCAAUAUCACAGGAUUUUCAAAAGGUGCUCAUCCUGUCCAAACAUGUAAUCCUGAUAACUGCAAUAGGACAUUAUCUCUUUUGGGAAAUGGCGGUGAUGGUUUAAACGCAGCAUUGACAGGUGCAACUUCCAUGCAUUUAGGUUAUGAGCUUGACUAUUUGAUUGAAAGUAUGCAAAACAUACAGGGUAUCGAUUUCGAAAAUGAUUGGAAAAUGAUUAAUAUCCAGAUCGGCAGUAACGAUAUGUGCGGUGCGUGUAACACUUCGUAUGUCAACGAGGUCACUCCCGAAAAAUAUGGUGGCUAUAUUGAGGCAGCCAUUGAUAGAAUUCACGCGAGUGUCCCAAACGUGAUUGUAAAUUUGAUCAGUACAUUCAAUGUAUCACAAGUUUUUCCUCUCACAGAAGCAUACCCAAACCACUGUGUCAACAGAAACAUUGACUUAUGUCCCUGUGCUUCUGUACCUGGAGGCCUUGAAAUAAUGAGCCAACUAAACAAUGCCUACAAUGAAAAACUGGUCCAGAUAUAUAAGAAAUACCAAAAGAGCAAGUUUCAUAACUUUACUGUGGUAUACCAACCGAUCAAGUUUAAUAUCCCAGCAUUUCCAAUUGAUUUCUUUAGUACCUUAGAUUGCUUUCAUCCUAGUCUAAAGGGCCAUGAAUGGGUUUCCAAAGUCAUUUGGAAUCAACUUUUUUUGCCUCAGUCGUAUAAGCCAAAAUCAAUUGACUUUGAUGGAAAUCAGACAAUUUAUUGUCCAGUUGAUUCUGAUCGAAUUAAUGCCCAUUAGAUACAGUAGCAUUUGUCUUUUGCACUCAUGUCACACAGCGUUUAAAUGAAAAAAUAAAUAAAUAAAAAAAUUCUUGUGCUUUAAACUU